CUCUCCCCGCCCUGCCCGCCCGCUCUCCAUGGCGCCGCUCCCGCCCCUUCCGGAGUGGCUCGGAAGCGGGGGGGUGGAUGGUCGGGCGGGCGGCGGGGCCGAUGUGCCGGGGGCUCCGCGGGACAGGCCGACAGUACCCCAAGUGUGACCAUAAAAUAUGAUUCUUUGCCUGCUGCACCAAACUCCCUGAGUACUUCUUUUGUAGUUUGGUCACGUAGCCUCAACUACAAUGCAACAAGCUUUAGAACAGGCAUUGGAUCGUGCUGAGUAUAUCAUUGAAAGUGCCCGUCAGAGACCUCCCAAAAGAAAAUAUUUAUCCAGUGGAAGAAAAUCUGUGUUUCAAAAACUCUAUGAUUUAUAUACAGAAGAAUGUGAAAAAGAGCCCGAAAUAAAGAAGCUGAGACGAAAUGUGAAUUUACUUGAGAAGCUGGUUAUGCAGGAGACGUUGUCAUGUCUGGUGGUGAACCUCUAUCCAGGAAAUGAGGGUUAUUCACUUAUGCUCAGGGGAAAAAAUGGUUCAGAUUCUGAGACCAUUCGUCUGCCUUAUGAGGAAGCAGAGCUGCUUGAAUAUUUGGAUGCAGAGGAACUACCACCUAUUUUGGUUGAUCUUUUGGAAAAAUCGCAGGUUAAUAUUUUUCAUUGUGGAUGUGUCAUAGCAGAAAUACGUGACUAUAGGCAGUCUGGUAACAUGAAAUCUCCAACAUACCAAAGCAAGCACAUUCUUUUGCGUCCUACAAUGCAGACUUUAAUUUGUGAUGUGCAUUCUAUAACAAGUGACAACCACAAAUGGACACAGGAAGACAAACUCCUACUUGAGAGCCAACUUAUUUUGGCUACAGCAGAGCCUUUGUGUCUUGAUCCUUCAAUAGCAGUGACGUGUACUACAAACAGACUCCUGUACAACAAGCAGAAGAUGAACACUCGCCCAAUGAAACGGUGCUUCAAAAGGUACUCAAGGUCCUCUCUGAACAGACAGCAGGAAGUCGCUCACUACUCAGCUCCACCUCAGCUCAGAAUACUUGACUACUUACAGAAAAGGAAGGAGAGGAAAGCAGCCCAGCAGUAUGACCUCAAAAUUUCUAAAGCUGGAAAUUGCGUAGAUAUGUGGAAACAGAACCCUUGCUACUUGACUGCACCUUCUGAAGUAGACGUGGAAAAAUAUGCCAAAGUGGAAAAGUCUAUCAAGCCUGAUGACUCACAACCAACUGUCUGGCCAGCACAUGAAAUAAAAGAUGACUAUGUAUUUGAAUGUGAAGUUGGUAAUCAGCUUCAAAAAACAAAGCUGACCAUUUUCCAGUCUCUUGGCAAUCCCUUGUACUAUGGUAAAAUUCAGACACUCAAAGGUGAUGAGGAAAAUGACAACCUAUUAACUCCAUCACAGUUCCUUAUUGGUUCGAAGACUGAUGCUGAAAGGGUAGUGAAUCAGUAUCAGGAGUUAGUACAAAGUGAAGCUAAAUGUCCUGUGAAAAUAUUUCAUAAUUCAAGUGGAUCAGUCAAUCUUAGUCAUCUUUCUCCAGGGAAGGAAAUGGAACAGCCAGAAAGCAUAUCAGGUUCUGUUCAGUCUUCAGUGCUGGGGAAAGGUGUAAAACACCGACCUCCUCCUAUCAAAUUACCUUCAAGUUCAGGAAGUAGUUCUUCAGGUAAUAUUUUUAGUUCACAACAGUCAAGUGGCCAUCUAAAAUCCCCAACUCCUCCUCCUCCUUCUAAGCCUCCUGGUCUUUCUCGGAAACAAUCUAUGGAUCUUAAUCAAGUUAACAUGCUCUCUCCAGCUGCCAUGUCUCCUGCGAGCUCUUCACAAAGGUCUGGAACUCCUAAACCAUCUACUCCUACUCCAACCAACACCCCUUCAUCGACCCCACACCCUCCUGAUGCUCAGAGCUCAACUCCUAUUACCCCUUCUGCCACCCCUACUCCCCAAGAUUCAGGCUUCACCCCUCAGCCCACUUUGUUAACCCCGUUUGCUCAGCAGCAAAUGUCUCUGAGCCAGGCACUGCCUGUAAUGACCAUUCCUCUUUCCACCAUGGUAACAUCCAUUACUACAGGAACAGCCUCCACCCAGGUCAUGGCAAACCCUGCAGGACUUAACUUCAUCAAUGUAGUGGGCUCUGUGUGUGGAGCACAGUCACUGAUGAGUGGUUCAAACCCUAUGCUGGGGUGCAACACUGGUGCCAUUGCCCCUGCGGGUAUAAAUCUGAGUGGCAUUUUACCAUCAGGAGGUCUGGUACCAAGUGCGCUGCCCGCUGCAAUGCAGUCUGCCUCUCAAGCAGGCAGCCCCUUUGGUUUGAAAAAUACAUCAAAUCUUCGGCCCUUAAAUCUUCUACAGCUUCCAGGUGGUUCACUUAUUUUUAACCCACUCCAGCAGCAGCUAUCAGAGUUUUCUCCACAGCAGCAAUCUCAGCAGCCCACAACCUGUAGUCCUCAGCAACAGGGAGAACCUCCCUCAGGGUCUGACCAAGGUCCAUCCAAUCAAGAUCAGGCAUUAUCUGCCCAACAAGCUGCUGUAAUUAACCUGACUGGAGUAGGGAAUUUUAUGCAACCUCAAGCCACAGUGUUGUCUCAGCUUGGCUCUGCCAUGAACAGACCUGGGCAAAGCCUUCCUCAGCAGAGACUCCAGCUCUCUUCUGGCUUGCAACAGCAACAACAAGCCUUGCAGCAGCAGCAGCAACAGAUACAAUUGCGAUUCUUGCAGCAUCAAAUGGCUAUGGCAACGGCAGCAGCACAAGCAGCUCACCUGCAUCAUCAACAGCAUUCAGGCAGCCACUCAAAAAGUAAAAGGAAAAGAGGCACACCGGCCCCUCCAAAAUCAUGAGACUUGCCUCCUCCCCAAAAAAUUGGUUCAAAGGGGAUUUUUUUCAGAUUAAUAAGGAGAAAGCUUAAAGUUAAAUCAGUGUUUUUUAUUACUGGUGGGAAAAUUAACUUUUGACAUUACACUAAAAAAAAUGAACUGAUUUUGGAAGCCAGCCCUACAGAACCUAGAAAUUUCAUCUAUAAAGCAGCUAGGAUCUGGUUUCCUUAAGUCAAUUUUUUAACAGAAUGUUUUAUCUUGUAUUUUUUACCACUCAACAGCUCUGUACAUAGGGUGAAAAACAUUUUAGAAAAAAUGAACUUUGUAAAGCUAGUAUUGGUAUUUGUUUAUUUAGUAUAAAAGGUUUGUGAACACUGUAACAAAUACAAUUUUUACAAAUCCA
Messenger RNA from Pseudopipra pipra, 3188 nucleotides. It is a transcript of the gene SUPT20H, whose product is annotated as SPT20 homolog, SAGA complex component. The record is from RefSeq and is a predicted model, not a curated record. Gene Ontology annotation, molecular function: transcription coregulator activity. Gene Ontology annotation, biological process: regulation of transcription by RNA polymerase II. Gene Ontology annotation, cellular component: SAGA complex. The transcript has 25 exons. NCBI's taxonomy places the organism in Eukaryota, Metazoa, Chordata, Aves, Passeriformes, Pipridae. Bases 230 to 2809 code for a protein of 859 amino acids.